Molecule: messenger RNA, 3209 nt
Organism: Coregonus sp. 'balchen'
Lineage: Eukaryota; Metazoa; Chordata; Actinopteri; Salmoniformes; Salmonidae
Source: the annotation of a GenBank genome assembly
AUGUCCCCCUGUCUGUCUGUGUCCUCUGACAGGACCGUGAGGAUGCAGCAGCUGCGCGUUGCAGUGGUGGGCGUGGGAGCUGCAGGUCUGUGUGCCGCACGUCACAUCAUGUCCCGCCCAGACACCUUCGCACCACCUGUCGCCUACAAGCUCACGGAACACGUGGGUGGCACCUGGUUCUAUGAGGAACGUACCGGUAGCUAUGACAACGGGCUGCCCAUUCACAGCAGCAUGUACAGAGACCUCAGGUACUGUAACACUCUAACCUCACACCUCUCACUCUGUUUUUCUCUCUCUCUCUGACAUGACCCUGGUCUUAUUUUGUGUGUCUCAUGUCUUACUCUCCCUCCCUCUAUGCAGGACCAACCUGCCCAAGGAGGUGAUGAUGUUCCCUGACUUCCCCUUUGACCCCCAGCUACCCUCCUUCCUGCCACACCAGGAAGUGCAGAUAUAUCUGAGAGAGAUAGAUGCCAGAGCCACCGCAUCACACCACACGUCAGGUUAGUUACCGUCCACUCACACACAAUGCCUUGUGGUCCUUUGUCAGGGGUAGAGAAGGAAGGUCCACACUCAUCAAUUUCAGGUGAAAAAAGGAAAAACUGUAUUUGAUUUCACAGGAAAAGAGUCUAAAGCCUCUCACCACAUAUCUCCCCCACUCUUUGUUAGUUCAGCACCGUGGUGGAGGAGGUGAGCCCUGUCACCAUGGCGACAGAGGAGAAGGGACCAAUGACGAAGUGGGAGGUGACUUCACGUGACAAGUCGGGAUCACAUCCCAUCCAUCCCUGGGCUAGAGCGAUUUAAAGGUGCACACCAGAGUCAUCAUCUAGCUUAUCUUUCUCUUCCUACACUAAAUAUACAAAGGUAUGUCGACACCCCUUCAAAUUAGUGAAUUUGGCUAUUUCAGCCACACCCGUUGCUGACAGGUGUAUGAAAUCGAGCACACAGCCAUGCAAUCUCCAUAGACAAACAUUGGCAGUAGAAUGGCCUUACUGAAGAGCUCAGUGACUUUCAACGUGGCCACCUUUCCAACAAGACAUUUCGUCAAGUUUCUGCCCUGCUAGAGUUGCCCCGGUCAAUUGUAAGUGCUGUUAUUGUGAAGUGGAAACGUCUCGGAGCAACAACGGCUCAGCCGUAAAGUGGUAUGCCACACAAGCUCACAGAACGGGAGUGCUGAAGCGCGUAAAAAUCGUCUGUCCUCGGUUGCAACAAUCAAUCAAUUGAAUGUAUUUAUAAAGCCCUUUUUACAUAAGCAGAUGUCACAAAGUGCUAUACAGAAACUCAUUACCGCAUUCCAAACUGCCUCUGGAAGCAACGUCAGCACAAGAACUGUCCGUCGGGAGCUUCAUGAAUGGGUUUCCAUGGCCGAGCAGCCGCUCACAGGCCUAAGAUCACCAGGCGCAAUGCCAAGCGUCGGCUGGAGUGGUGUAAAGUUCGCCGCCAUUGGACUCUGGAGCAGUGGAAAUGAAUCACGCGCUUCACCAUCUGGCAGUCCGAUGGACGAAUCUGGGUUUGGCGGAUGCCAGGAGAUAGAUACCUGCCCGAAUGCAUAGUGCCAACUGUAAAGUUUGGUGGAGGAGGAAUAAUGGUAUGUGGCUGCUUUUCAUGGUUUGGGCUAGGCCCCUUAGUUCCAGUGAAGGGAAAUCUUAACACUACAGCAUACAAUUACAUUCUAGACGAUUCUGUGCUUCCAACUUUGUGGCAACAGUUUGGUGAAGGCCCUUACCUGUUUCAGCAUGACAAUGCCCCCGUGCACAAAGCGAGGUCCAUACAGAAAUGGUUUGUCGAGAUCGGUGUGGAAGAACUUGACUGGCCUGCACAGAGCCCUGACCUCAACUCCAUCGAACACCUUUGGGAUUAAUUGGAAUGCCAACUGCGAGCCAGGCCUAAUCGCCCAACAUCAGUGCCCGACCUUACUAAUGAUCUUGUGGCUGAAUGGAAGCAAGUCCCUGCAGCAAUGUUCCAACAUCUAGUGGAAAUCCUUCCCAGAAGAGUGGAUGCUGUUAUAGCAGCAAAGGGGGAACCAACUCCAUAUUAAUGCCCAUGAUUUUGGAAUGAGAUGUUCGACGAGCAGGUGUCCACAUACUUUUGGUCAUGUAGUGUAAUACUUUUGGUCAUGUAGUGUAUAUCUCAUGUCUGGGUUUUCCUGACCAUGUGACCUGAUCUGGAAAACGUCUGGGCCAGGUUAGGUGGUCAGGAAAAACUCAUGGCCUGUAUCUCAUGCCAUCUCUCUUUAUCUCCCUCUCUCUCUGAAGCUGUAUCUCAUCCCAUCCCCGUCUCUCUUUCUAGUCAAAGUGAUCCACAGUCACUCAUACCGCCACCCAGAGCCCUUCUCAGGUCAGUCAGUGGUGGUGCUGGGGCCUCAGGACUGGACAUCUCACUAGAACUGGGUCGAUCCAAUGCCCAGGUGACUCUGAGCCAUGGUAAGCCCACCCUGCCCUUCCCUCUGCCCUAUGGGGUCUUCCAGGCUACACCUGUGGUGGAGGUCCAGGAGGAUGGGUCUCUGCAGUUCCAGGAUGGGUCCAUUACCCAGGCCCAGGUCCUGCUGCUCUGUACGGGCUACAACUUCAGCUACCCCUUCCUAGAGCUGGCCAAGCUGGGCCUGGAGGUCCAGGAGCACCUGGUAACUCCGCUCUACAGGUUCCUGAUGCCUCCAGCCUUCCCAUCACUCUUCAUCAUUGGCAUCUGCAAAAUAAUUUGCCCCUUCCCCCACUUUCACUGCCAGAUGAGGAAGGAGGCUUAAAGAUGGUUGAUGUUGUUGAAAAUCUUAUUUUUUGUGGAACAAAAUAUCUGGCAUUCCCACCCCUCCCUCACCAUCUCUAUCUCUCUCUCACUCUGCCCCUCUCUCUCUUCAGAUCCAGUUUGCCCUUGCAGUGCUGGAGGACUCCGAGGCCCUGCCGUCGCGUGCUGAGAUGGAAGAGGAGGCGCAGAGAGAGCUGAAGAGGAAGGCAGAGAGGGGGGUGCAGCUCAAACACAUGCUGAAGAUGGACAAGGACCAGUGGGGUUAUGCCCAGACCUUAGCUCAGACUGGGAGGUUCUCCCCUCUGCUCCCAGUCACACAGAGCCUGUAUGAGGAGGUAUGGAGACACGUUCACCCACAGAACUACAGGCAGCUAAACGAUCGACUCAUCAGCGACACCCAAUGGGAGCAACAGGAACUGCAGGCUGGUGAAUGCAGAGGAGAGGCAGCCUGGUCUCAGAGACGUAACAUA